Molecule: messenger RNA, 949 nt
Organism: Vespa mandarinia (Asian giant hornet)
Lineage: Eukaryota; Metazoa; Arthropoda; Insecta; Hymenoptera; Vespidae
Source: RefSeq, a predicted model, not a curated record
GCAUUAAAAAGACAAAUAUUUAUUAUGAAAUUAUUUUUAAGAUGAAUAAUCAUAAAUAUAGCAAAAAAAAAAUGAAUAAUAAUUUCAACGCAGCUGUAUUUUUGAAAAUAACUUCAUUAUCAGCUUUUACAAUCGGAUGUGACCUAGAAAAUAACAGACAAAGAUAAAACAAACAAAAUUAAAGGUAACAACGAGGAACACACUUUUGUUGCUCAAGGUCCGGAAAACAUUUACGGCUGAGAAAUUAUCGAGGAAGUACUUAGGCUCAAAGAAUGCAUAAACCGUGAAAAAAAGAAAAAAGAAAAAGUCGAAUGACGAAUUUAUAGGUGAUUCACAGAACAGUCGUUCUGUGAAUCUCGCUUAAGAAAGUUCUUAGUUUCGUCAACGGCAUGUGAAUCUUUUCUACGUUUGCGUCAGAGUACUUUUCAAAUUUUGCGAAGAUUAAGAUGACGUUCAAAGCAUUGAUGAAUUUUGGUUCCUUUGAAAAAACUCCGUACACGCCCGUCGAUCGUUAUCAUAGCGGAUGGGGUUCUUAUCACCAUAGCUCAAACGGUGGUUAUAAAGGACAUAAAGGUGGUGGCAAUGGAGCUGCUUUGAGUGCUUUAACUUUACUUGCCUUUCUCUUCCUUAUAAACGUUAUGCAACAAUCUCUUCAAGACAAUAAUUCUACUGUAACAACAACCACAACAACAUUGUUUUUACGCGACGAUGAACAACCAAUUGUAUUGGACGCGAGAGAAAAGGAAGAUGUUAAUAAGAAGAAGGAUUCGAACGGUUCACCUCCAAGAUCUCAUGAUAUAAGUUACGUCAGAUUAUAAUCCUUCGAAAGUAUUUUUGCAGGAUUAAAAAGGACAUUGUUUCAAGGCAAUAAUGUUGUAUAGAUAAAAUUUUACUGUUGUGCAUCAUGUAACAGAAUAUGUGCUUAAAUAUUUUCUUCCGUUUUUAUUUA